AUGGCACCUCCAAACGUGCCACCAUUCGACGAUACCAUUGCCGAAGUCGUGGCCAGCGAGACAUCCCCAGAUGGCACUGGAGUAAUCAAGAUAGAUCCCUGGCUCGAGCCGUUUAAGGAUGCGCUGCGGCACAGAUUCGAUUAUACGAAGGGAUGGAUUAAACGCAUUAACGACACGGAGGGCGGGUUGGAGAAGUUUAGUCGGGGUUACGAGAAAUUCGGCUUCAAUGUACGAGAUAAUGGGAAUAUAGUGUACCGCGAAUGGGCGCCGAAUGCUGUUGAUGCGCAUUUAAUUGGAGAUUUCAAUAACUGGGAUCGCAAAGCGACACCAAUGAAGAAAGAUGAAUACGGUGUCUGGGAAGUCAGUGUCCCCGCCAAAGACGGCGAGCCGGCAAUACCACAUGAGAGCAAGGUGAAGAUAACGCUCAAAACCCCCUCCGGCGAAACUCUCGACCGCUUCCCCGCCUGGAUAAAGCGCGUAACCCAAGACCCCUCCAAUGAAUUCCACGCCAUUUUCUGGAAUCCCCCCGCCGCCCAGCAGUACAAACCAAAACAUGCCCGCCCCCCCAGACCCGCCAGCCUCCGCAUCUAUGAAGCGCACGUCGGCAUCUCCUCGCCCGAAACGCGCGUCGCAACUUACCCGGAGUUUACGAAAAAUAUGCUCCCUCGCAUCAAGGCGCUGGGAUACAAUACGAUCCAGCUGAUGGCGAUCAUGGAGCAUGCGUACUAUGCCAGCUUCGGGUAUCAGGUGAACAACUUCUUUGCGGCGAGCAGUCGGUACGGGACGCCGGAGCAGCUUAAGGAGUUAAUUGAUGUGGCACAUGGGUUGGGGAUUGUGGUGUUGUUGGAUGUGGUGCAUAGCCAUGCGUCGAAGAAUGUGCUGGAUGGGUUGAAUAUGUUUGAUGGGACGGAUGGAGUGUAUUUUCAUAGUGGAGGGAAGGGGGAGCAUGGGUUGUGGGAUAGUCGGUUGUUUAAUUAUGGGUCGCAUGAAGUAAUGCGGUUUUUGUUGAGCAAUUUGCGGUUUUGGAUGGAGGAGUAUGGGUUUGAUGGGUUUCGGUUUGAUGGGGUCACGAGUAUGUUGUAUACGCAUCAUGGGAUUGGGACGGGCUUCUCCGGUGGCUACCACGAAUACUUCGGCUUUAACGUUGAUCAGGAGGCUGUAACCUACCUCACUGUCGCCAACGAAAUGCUGCACCAGAUAUACCCAUAUUGCGUCACUAUCGCAGAAGACGUCUCUGGCAUGCCGGCGCUGUGCCUCCCCUUUUCCCUUGGCGGGUUAGGAUUCGAUUACCGCCUCGCCAUGGCGGUGCCGGACAUGUACAUCAAGAUGUUGAAGGAGCAGCGGGAUGAGGACUGGAACAUGGGACAUAUCUCACACACACUGUCAAACCGUCGACACUGCGAGAAAACGAUUGCUUACGCAGAGAGCCACGACCAGGCCCUCGUCGGCGACAAGUCCCUCAUGAUGUGGCUCUGCGACAAAGAACUCUACACCCACAUGUCCACCCUAACCGAACUAACCCCCGUAAUCUCCCGCGGGCUCUCCCUGCACAAACUCAUCCGCCUAAUAACCCACUCCCUCGGCGGCGAAGGGUACCUGAACUUCGAAGGAAAUGAAUUCGGACAUCCAGAAUGGCUCGACUUCCCCCGCGCUGGCAACAACAACAGCUAUUGGUACGCACGGCGCCAAUUCAAUCUAACUGAAGACCCGCUGCUGCGCUACAACUUCCUCAACGACUUCGAUAAAGCGCUGCAGCAUGCGGAGGGGAAGUAUGGAUGGCUGCGGUCGCGGCAGGGGUAUGUGAGUCAGAGACAUGAGGAGAAUAAGGUGAUUGUGUUUGAACGGGCUGGGUUGGAAGGGGGUGUAUAG
Messenger RNA from Paracoccidioides lutzii Pb01, 1869 nucleotides. RefSeq names its product 1,4-alpha-glucan-branching enzyme. The record is from RefSeq and is a predicted model, not a curated record. Bases 1 to 1869 code for a protein of 622 amino acids. The transcript has 8 exons. Gene Ontology annotation, cellular component: cytoplasm. Gene Ontology annotation, biological process: glycogen biosynthetic process. Gene Ontology annotation, molecular function: hydrolase activity, hydrolyzing O-glycosyl compounds; 1,4-alpha-glucan branching enzyme activity.